UGCGUCGUGGGUAAGAAUCUGAAGUCAUUCUUGGACUUAAAGCCCUGUUUGGUAGUCACCCCCUAAUCACUUUGAAAAAAAUCACAAAUUGUAGCUUCUGCGAAUCCAUUCCAAUCCAAACAGGGCAUAAUAGGUUGGUUUUGAGUGCGAUGGCGAUGGCGAUGGCGGGGUUGUAUCGGCGCCUUCUUCCUUCACCCCCUGCCGUCGAUUUCGCUUCCUCUCAGGGCAAGCAACUUUUUCUUGAAGCGGUUCAAAAUGGAACCAUGGAAAGCUUUUACAGGUUGGUUUCAUAUUUCCAAACGCAAUCAGAGCCUGCAUUUUGUGGCCUCGCGAGCUUGUCCAUGGUCCUCAAUGCUCUUGCCAUUGAUCCUGGCAGAAAAUGGAAAGGACCUUGGAGAUGGUUUGAUGAAUCUAUGUUGGACUGUUGCGAACCUCUGGACAAGAUCAAAGCUAGAGGCAUCUCAUUUGGAAAGCUUGUAUGCUUGGCUCACUGUGCUGGAGCGAAAGUUGAAGCCUUUCAUGCAAGCCAUAGCAGUAUCGAUCAUUUUCGUAAAUAUGUCAUGAAAUGUUCAACUUCUGAUGAUUGUCAUGUUAUCUCAUCAUACCACAGAGAGGCUCUCAAACAAACAGGAACUGGUCACUUUUCUCCUAUUGGUGGCUAUCAUGCUGGAAAGGACAUGGCACUUAUUUUGGAUGUUGCACGUUUCAAGUAUCCUCCCCAUUGGAUCCCACUUACACAUCUUUGGGAAGGCAUGAAUUAUGUUGAUGAAUCCACUGGAAAAACCAGAGGGUUCAUGCUUAUAUCAAGGCCUCACAGGGAACCUGGCAUGCUUUAUACUCUGAGCUGCAAACACGAGAGUUGGAAUAGUAUUGCCAAAUUCCUAAUUGAUGAUAUCCCUUUUCUAUUAACAUCAGAGGAUGUGAAAGACAUUUGUAAGGUUCUUUCAGUUAUCGUCACGUCGCUGCCAUCUAAUUUUGAAGAAUUCAUCAAAUGGGUUGCAGAGAUCAGGAGAGGAGAGGAUGGUUCUCCAAGCUUAAGUGUAGAGGAGAAAGCACGACUUUCUGUCAAGGAAGAGAUAUUGAAACAGGUGCAGAGGACAGGACUUUUCAAACAUGUAGCCUCGUUUUUGUCACAUUCUUGCAGCGGACACACACCAACUUCAGGCGAUAGAGACACCUUUCCUGUCAUUGCGGCAAGUGUUUGUUGUCAAGGAGCGGAAAUUUUAGGUGGGAAAAUUAGCUCGUCAGCGGAGUAUUGCUGUCGUGAAACAUGCAUGAAAUGCUGGAAAGCGGAAGAUGACAAGCCAAUAAGAAUGGUUUGUGGCACUGUGGUAAAUGGCAAUACUGAACAAGGGGUUGAUGUGCUGAUUCCUUCAUCAUGUGGGAAAUUAUCUUGCACUUGCUCUAGCACAACCAAGUCCAUAAGGAAGCACCCAGCAAGCACUGAUGUGUUAACUGUGCUUCUAUUGUCCUUACCAACUUCAACCUGGGCCGGUAUCGCAGAUGAGAAGCUUUUGAGCGAAAUUCAUGACCUUGUUUCAAUUGAAAACCUUCCUGCUUUGCUUCAAGAAGAGGUUUUGCACUUGAGACGUCAGCUACACAUUCUCAAGAGAUGUCAAGAGGGAAAGGUAGAUGAGGAUCUUGGUGUACCUUUGUCUUAGCAGCUCCUUCAUUUUGAUUCAUCAGAUAGGUUGAGUUUGAGAAUCAGGGUCUAGCGCCAGAAUGACAAUCUAGCAAAUUUGAUGACUUAGAAACUCGACAAGAUAACCCAUGAUUUGCUAGAUUGUGGUAGAUUUUUUGCUCCUGGUGGAAUGAGACAAUGGCAUGAACAGAGGCCAUCUUUUGGCCUUAGGGAAAAUUGUUAUAUUUCAACUUUAAUUUAUGUUCUCAUUGUAAUACACUAGGAUUAUAUACCCUUACUACUUAGGGAAGAAAAUUUUGGUAGUUAUUUAUCAGUUGCAACACCAAUUGUAAGAGCAGCAACAUUGUACAACAUUGUCUAAUGGAUGACCUUUUGCUUA
This is a messenger RNA of Lotus japonicus, 2021 nucleotides long. RefSeq names its product glutathione gamma-glutamylcysteinyltransferase 1. Gene Ontology annotation, molecular function: metal ion binding; glutathione gamma-glutamylcysteinyltransferase activity. The record is from RefSeq and is a predicted model, not a curated record. The transcript has 8 exons. NCBI's taxonomy places the organism in Eukaryota, Viridiplantae, Streptophyta, Magnoliopsida, Fabales, Fabaceae. Gene Ontology annotation, biological process: response to metal ion; cellular detoxification of cadmium ion; phytochelatin biosynthetic process. The coding region runs from base 150 to 1661 and encodes 503 amino acids.